CGCUUCCUCAGACUGGCCCUGCCCGCCGGACACCCCCCGAGCUUUGCGCUUGGUGUCUUUGCGCCGAGGGAAACGGGUGUCUCCUGGCGGUCUGCACUCCUGACAGCCCUGCAUCCGCUCCCGAGUGCGGCUCUCUGCUCGUUCUCCGUAGCUCGCCCUCUCCAGACCUGCCGUGCCCGGGAGCGCUGGGAGCGGACCGCUGUCCCGGCACGGCGCUGACUCCGAUCCCGCUGAUCCUGCGCCUCCAGCAUCGCGGGGCAGCCUCUGCCGAACAGAAUGACUCAGUGGUAUCAGCUACAGCAACUUGAUUCCAAGUAUUUGGAGCAAGUUCACCAGCUAUAUGAUGACAGCUUUCCUAUGGAGAUCAGGCAGUACCUGGCACAGUGGCUGGAAAACCAGGAUUGGGAGCAUGCAGCCAACAAUGUCUCAUUUGCUACACUGUUAUUCCACGACCUGCUGUCACAGCUUGAUGAUCAAUUUAGUAGAUUCUUGAUAGAAAACAACUUUUUGCUGCAGCACAACAUAAGGAAAAGCAAACGUAAUCUUCAGGAUAACUUCCAAGAAGACCCAAUACACAUGGCAAUGAUCAUCCACAACUGUCUGAAAGAAGAGAGGAAAAUACUGAACUGUGCCCAGGCAUCUAAUGAGAUGGAAGUGGGGAGUGUACAGAACACUGCAGCUGGGAUGCCAGACAAACAGAAGGAGCUUGAUGCCAAAGUUAGGGCUGUAAAAAGCAGUGUCACUGAUGUGGAGCAGGACAUCAAGACAUUAGAGGAUAUGCAAGAUGAAUAUGACUUCAAAUGUAAAACACUGCAGAAUAGAGAACACGAGUCCAAUAGUAUGUCUCAGGAGGAGUACAAGAAAGAACAACUGAAUCUCCAGCAUAUGUUUUUAUCCCUGGAUUGCAAGAGAAAGGAAGUGGUGAAUAAGAUAAUUCAGCUGCUGCAGAUCACAGAGCACACACAGGCUGCCCUUAUCAAUGAUGAGCUGGUGGAGUGGAAGCACAGGCAGCAGACAGCAUGCAUUGGUGGGCCACCCAACGCCUGCCUCGACCGCCUGCAGAACUGGUUCACCAUUGUUGCUGAAAGCCUACAGCAAGUUCGUCAGCAGCUCAAGAAGCUUGAGGAACUGGAACAGAAGUUCACCUAUGACCCUGAUCCCAUCACAAAAAAUAAACAAGUUCUGCAGGACCGAACGCACAAGCUUUUCCAACAACUCAUCCAAAGCUCCUUUGUGGUAGAGAGGCAGCCUUGCAUGCCAACACAUCCUCAGAGGCCACUAGUCCUGAAGACAGGAGUGCAGUUUACUGUGAAGCUGAGAUUGCUGGUGAAACUGCAGGAACUGAACUACAACUUGAAAGUGAAAGUUUUAUUUGAUAAAGAUGUAACUGAGAAGAACUCAGUCAAAGGGUUCAGGAAAUUUAACAUUUUGGGAACAAACACAAAAGUAAUGAACAUGGAAGAAUCUACUAAUGGAAGUCUAGCAGCAGAAUUCAGGCACUUGCAACUGAAAGAGCAGAAAAACACAGGGAGCAGAACAAAUGAGGGUCCUCUCAUUGUAACAGAAGAGCUUCACUCUCUGAGUUUUGAGACACAACUGUGCCAGCCUGGUUUGGUAAUAGACCUAGAGACCACAUCCCUUCCCAUUGUUGUGAUCUCAAAUGUGAGCCAGCUUCCCAGUGGAUGGGCUUCUAUCUUGUGGUUCAACAUGCUGUCUACUGAUCCCAAGAACCUGUCCUUCUUUCUGAAUCCACCUUGUGCAAAGUGGUCUAAGCUUUCUGAUGUUCUGAGUUGGCAGUUCUCUUCUGUAACAAAGAGAGGACUUAAUGCAGAUCAGCUGAGCAUGCUGGGAGAGAAGCUCCUUGGGCCAACAAAUGGAGGAUCUCAGGAUGGCCUCAUUCCUUGGACAAGAUUCUGCAAGGAAAAUAUAAAUGAUAAAAAUUUCCCCUUUUGGCUGUGGAUUGAGGGAAUCCUGGAGCUCAUUAAGAAACAUCUCCUAUGUCUCUGGAAUGAUGGCUGCAUUAUGGGCUUCAUCAGCAAAGAAAGAGAACGUGCUCUGCUGAAGGACCAGAGCCCAGGAACAUUUUUAUUGAGAUUCAGUGAAAGCAGCAAGGAGGGAGCAAUCACCUUUACCUGGGUAGAGGAAUCUCAGAAUGAGCCACAGUUCCACUCAGUAGAGCCCUACACCAAGAAGGAGCUCUCUGCCGUGACCUUCCCCGACAUCAUCCGCAACUACAAAGUGAUGGCAGCCGAAAACAUUCCCGAGAACCCGCUGCGCUUCCUGUACCCCAACAUACCCAAAGACAAUGCCUUUGGCAAGUACUACUCCAGGCCUAAGGAGGCACCAGAGCCAAUGGAUUUGGAUGGUCCCAAGGGAAACGGCUACAUCAAGACUGAGUUAAUCUCUGUAUCUGAAGUGCACCCCUCCAGGCUGCAGUCUCCAGAGAACCUGCUGCCCAUGUCUCCUGAGGAGUUCGAUGAGGUGUCUCGGAUGGUGGGCCCCGCAGAGAUCGAUACUGUGAUGUGUACACACAUUCAGCUCUGAGCUUUGGCUGAGCUUUCCCUGCAUCACUAGCACAGCCAUCACUGCCUUGGUGAUAAUGCUUCCCUCCUUUGGUUUCUCAGCCCGAGGGCCCUGCAGCACUUUUAGCUAAUGGGAAUAUCAACAGCACUAGCCUGAGCAGCCUCAUUCCAUGCCUUUGUUUAAUUAGCAAGGUACUGUGCCAGAGUGGAGGAAGAGGAAGGUGGGAAUGUGAGCUCCGACAGUGAUGGGAGAAACAUGCAUUCAUUGUUUGAAGGAAUUAGUUAAACGUUUAAAACAGUUGACUGUACAUAGAAGGUUUCAAAGAAAAGCUGGUUCUUUUGCAGAGGUUCUGUUCAGAAAGCUUACACCUUGAAUUUUUGUCUGCAUCACAAAAGGAAAACACUCUACAGCUAACAUGCCUCACUUAAAUCCAUGUGCUGCUGAAGUCUGUUGUGCUUUUAGCUCUUCUGGGCAUGGCCCAUUGAGAGAGCAGAAGCCCAAAAUGUUUCCUGCAUUUCAUUUUUGCAAUUUUCACAAGGCCUAAUCUUGUGUAGGAUGUUUAGCACAAUCUCUCUCCAAAAGAGCAUUUCUUAGGGCACUACCUUCAAACUGCAUUGGCACAUGCUGAGCUUGCAACCCAAGGUGUAUAAUCAAGACUAAAGCCUCUGCAGACUGCAGUCAUCAGACAAUAUCAGAACCUCCUCUUAGGAGACUGCAAAAGGGAUUAAGUAUGGUUUUAUUUACUGUGCCUAAUCUGCCAAGGUGAGGAUCUGGUCCCCCCUUAUCUUUUGCAAUAAUACAGACCCCAAAUAGGUUAUAACAGGUGGAAUGGAACUCAGUUUUCUGAUGUAUUAUGAACCAGGGCAUUUAUUUAACUGUUAAUUUGGAUAGCUAAAAGACUUUACAGGCUUUGAUAAUGAAGUGGUUUUGUCAUUAGGGGUAAGGCACAGGGAAGUGAAGAAGCUAAAGUUUAUCCAGAGCAAUGGCUGCAGGAUAUGCAGUCUGCAGUAUUGAAAGGAUGAAGCUGUGCUUCCACCAGAGGAGGAACAGGUUUGUUUCUCAGCAUGCUUAAGGCAAUUAACAUAUCUCAGUUAAGAGGCAAGGCUGUCCUAGGCAGCUGGUGUCUCUGUCUAAAGAUAACUAUUAGUGCAAGGUGCUAAUUAACCCUCUGCUGAGCAGAGGGGCUGCAGAGCACUCGUGCUGCACCCACCAGUCCAGGUACAGGAACAGGACAGCCACUGGAGGGGACCCUGCCCAAGCAGGGGGUUGGACAAGGUCACCUCCAGAGGCCACUCCAGACCCAGCAGCUGCUGUCUGGGAAAACAGGGACUGCUUCAGUUUGGUGUGUUGUGCCCAAGAUAUGUGAUGUGCCCCCUGCAAAAGCUUCAAAGAAAAAUUAAAGGACCUAGAGCAUGUAACAGGUGUAUUUAAAUGAAAGCAUUACCAACUGACCUAUUUUGAGUGCCCUGGGUUACUGAGAUUAGCAGUGCCACAGGAAAUGACUUAAUUCUUUUAUCUUACUGUAACUGGCUGAAUGUGUAUCUGUUGCUAAUACAAAAAUCAAGUUGUUUUUUGAGCUAUGCUUUGUAUUCAUGUUCUACAUGUCAUUACUUUUAUACUUCACUUUUGUGGGACUUAAAGCCUUAUUCACAGGUUGGCCUUUCCAUAGCCAGUAGUUCUAAAAGCAGUGAUUUUUCCUCAAUGGAAUAUUGUUUUAUCUAUUUAAAAUAAAUUGAACUGUCAGUUUCCACUUUUGUUCUCUCUCUCUCUCAUGUUUUGGCUACUUCUGUUAUAAAGUAGAUGUGCCAGUCAGUAUUUUACUUCUCUGUAUAUAAUUUUAAACUUGUUUGUGCAACUAAAGAGUUACAGCUCUGAAGCCCAAGGCAGUAUUGAUGCUUUUAAUUCUCUGCAUUUUUGAAGGUCUGUCUGCACUGGAGUUCUUAGAAGGUGGCUGUUAACUCUUUUUUAUCACUGCUUGUAUCACUUCAUUCACUUGUUGCUGUCCCCACACAACCUUCAAUAAACAGAAUUUGAAUUUCUAAUUUGAGUCCUCACUAGGAUAACUGAUCUAUGGCUCAUCUUUGUGGGCUGCCAAGCUGGACCACUGCUGUUUUUCUCAGGGGCUAGUAGGUGACAAAAUCUCUCAUCUCACACUUGUCAGGCUUUUAUAUGAACUGUAGAGCCAGAAGAAUAAUAAAGGAAAAAAACUGUUGAUGUGAUGAAGGAUAGCAGGAGUGAGUAAAGAAAAAAGCUAGACCUGUUCAGAGUACCUGGCCAGAAUUCCAGCAUUAACAAAAAACAACCACUAAAAGGACACAGCUCUGCAAGUGUAGGUUUCAAAAUAAACACCAGCAAAAAUGAGAAAAACACUACAUUACAGAAAUUCAUUCUGAUUUCCUGUAUGCUUUGCACAAUGGAAAUGACCAGAGUAGAUUUUCCAGGACAGCCUUCCCACAGCUGAAGACUUAUUUCAAUGGCACUCCCAUAGAUAACCAAUAAAACUCACCAGCACCACCAUCAUCUUGGUAUUUCCAUUUAUUAUGCUGUAAAAAGCAACACUAUCUGGAUUUUAUUUCUUAAAAUAAAUAACUUUCAUUUUCAGAACCAGUACAGCUCAAGUUUAGAUUCAUUCAUGGGAAACUGCUAGAAAUACAUUCAUCACUGUCUAGUCCCCACAAUACAGAAUCUAAAAGUCAAGAUCAGCCCAGUCAGUUACAAUGACCAGAAGUACACUGCCAGUUAAGUAUAGUCACGGAUAGUCCAGCUCUGAAGCAAAAAAAAAUCUGGUACAAUACAGUUUGUUCACAAAGGCUAAUUAAUGCUAAGACUACCACAAUAUUUCUGAGUACAAAGCAUUAAGUUAGCUGAACGAUUUUAGGUUGUGAUACAGAAUAAACAUAUAUGACAUAAAAACAAAGGAGUGGGGCAAUCUUCUUUGGAGCAUAAGGAAGUCAGCGUUGGAUAAGAUAACCAAAAGCUAUUUACUGUAAAAUCUACAUGUCAGUGUCAUGAAUGAUAAACAGCCAAACCAAUGUACUGCAUAUAUUUAUAUUUAUAAAUAACGCCAUGUCUAAGUAGCUGCAUCGCUGAAUUGGACAUUACAAAAUAAUCCAUCUUCUCACAAUGAGAAAAUACUAGAACUAACCAGCAAAAAUGCACUGAAGCUAAGACUGGCUAAAAGCACUCGGUAUGAAAGCAUUAAAUUUAGGGACAGCCACGAUCUUCAAUGUUAGCUCAGUUAAAAAUCCUUCUUUUGGUUUUGGUUUGUUUGUAUUGUGUGUACUAUAGAAUAUACCUAUGUUUAAAAAUGCCAGUUUGAACAAUGCAAUGUCAGUUAAAUAAAGCUAAAUCAGGUAUUUUUCUGAGAAGCUACAGAAUGUGUUGUAAUAGGGCCAAAAUAGAGAAGAUUAGCACUGAAAUGGGUAACUCUGAACUAGGAUCCACAUGAAAAUAUGCCUUUACACCGAAGCCCAUAAAUCUGUUGUUUUGUGCUACCCAGUGAGUGAUGUGGCUCAGCAAAGAGCCAGAGGCCAUUUCAUUUAGUUCUUGGUUACAAGGGUGGCCAUGACACAGGAUGUGAAUGACACAAUGGGUUAAAAGCCUUCAGAAAAAUAGCUGAUCUUCAGAAGAACAACAAAAAAAAAGCAACCAAAAAACAAACCCAACCAGCCUAAGAACAGGAGAAUUCUUGAGAAAAAGUGUUUGAUAACCAUGCCAGCCAGCUUCGAGGUGCUAUUUGAGGGCUUUAGACUUUCAGACUCUUUGAAGAUUUCAUCAUGAUGAAGACAGUCACUGCUUGUGAUGAGUACCAAGCACUUUUCCAUGUGGCUUGUCCUCCCUGCAGGGAGGCAGUAUGGCAUUUUGACAAGAGACUGUACAGGAACUUGAAUGGAUUUAUUCUCAACUAUACUGACCUGCUGGGUCACUCUGGAGAAGUUACUUCUCUCCAAACCUUAGUGUACUCAUUGCUAAAGGAGGGUAAUGUGGUUCAGAUCAUCUUUAUAAAGUGCUUGGGCCUUUCCAGGAAGAAUUUGGGCAUUGUUUCAGGAGAUUUUGGUGCCAGAACACAGAAAAUCUGAACUCUGAGAUCUACUAAUGACUUGUACACUACAUGCUAGGAUAAAAACCACCAUAUACAUGAUUCUCAAGCACAAUCUCCUUUUCCAUGUGCUGAAUGAUUCCUGCCUAAAACUCUUGUGCUAAAAUCCUUGCCUACGUCCAAUAGCUGUAGUGUUUUGUGAGUGUUUGAAGUGACUGCUCACUUCUGAGGUUUUGUGCCACACUAAUGGCAGAAGCAAUUUUACAUGGGACAGGGGGGCUGUGGCAAUAUUGGACUUGUGUGAACUACAAAUACCUGCAUCUACAUUUUCCAUGACAGGGCACGUGCCACGCUGGCUUCAGUGGCAAGACAACGAAUGCCACCAUUCACCACAAAAGGCAUUUACUUACUUGUGUUCCUGGUGCUGAACUCCUGUCCCACACCAGGGGAAUCCCAGCGAUGCAAUAUCCUGCUCCCUGGUUGAUGGCAGUGCAAGAAGAGAACAUACCCCAAAACCUGGCUUAUCUCCUGCUCUGCUCCUGUUUUGAUUGGCUCUAUGCUCCUUAAAGCUGUUUCACUCCAUCCGUGUUCCUCACUGCAAGCCUAGAUGAGCUCAGAUUGACGUGAAGUAUUUGGUUUGGUUCUUUGCCUUCCCAGCACUCCACUGCCCUGGCUGGCUCCGCCAGGGGCAGCACUGUCAGCCCCAGGGGCAGUGCAAGUAGACCUGCAAGGAACACUGCACGGAGUGGAAGCACCCGCGCUCCCCGGCCACAGGGAAGUACUUUAGCAGCUCAACAUGGAGAGAGAGGAGGGAGGCAAGACAAAGGGAACUGAGAGAAACGCUCCCAAGACAAAAAUCCCACUACACACCGGAGCUACAAGUCACAUUCCCCUACGCCAUUUGGUCAAACAAACCUUAAAACACAUUCCCUGACAAGACUAUCUCUAAGAACAAGCCUAGACCAUUGA
Ficedula albicollis (Collared flycatcher) is the source of this 7531-nucleotide messenger RNA. It is a transcript of the gene STAT1, whose product is annotated as signal transducer and activator of transcription 1. Lineage: Eukaryota; Metazoa; Chordata; Aves; Passeriformes; Muscicapidae. The transcript has 24 exons. The coding region runs from base 277 to 2544 and encodes 755 amino acids. Gene Ontology annotation, molecular function: DNA-binding transcription factor activity, RNA polymerase II-specific; RNA polymerase II cis-regulatory region sequence-specific DNA binding. Gene Ontology annotation, biological process: regulation of cell population proliferation; cell surface receptor signaling pathway via JAK-STAT; response to peptide hormone. The record is from RefSeq and is a predicted model, not a curated record.